This is a messenger RNA of Eriocheir sinensis (Chinese mitten crab), 10377 nucleotides long. RefSeq lists its product as uncharacterized. Gene Ontology annotation, biological process: regulation of proteolysis; proteasome-mediated ubiquitin-dependent protein catabolic process. The transcript has 19 exons. Lineage: Eukaryota; Metazoa; Arthropoda; Malacostraca; Decapoda; Varunidae. Gene Ontology annotation, molecular function: ubiquitin protein ligase binding. The coding region runs from base 26 to 3820 and encodes 1264 amino acids. The record is from RefSeq and is a predicted model, not a curated record. Gene Ontology annotation, cellular component: cytoplasm.
GGGGUGACAGGAGCGGGCGCGGGUAAUGGCGAGCGGCCGUGGCGGGGCAGCAGCAGACGACGCUACCAUGGCAGGCUUCCAUGACAAGAACUCACGGGUGGUGGGCACAUGGAAGAUUAUCGAGUGCGUGUCCUUGUCGGGGUCGUCAGAAGCUACAGGCAUUGAAGGCACAGAGUUUGUCCUGUCCGAGGCCGGUGAUGUGACAUGGAGUGUGACGGACAGCUGUGACGCCCUGCCGCUCUUCUCCUGCCAGAUGUACGAGCUCUACACCUACCAGAACCUCCAGUGUUAUGGCAAUCGCACGCUGCUACGCUUUGCAGCCUACAACGGACACAUCAUUGAGUUCAGGUUGGACCAGCCGGUGAUGUCACGAGACCUGAUGCUUCUUACAUAUGAUGGCUGGUUCAUGCUGCAGUGCGAGAAGCUGGGCACCCCGGAUGUCUCCCCCGACCUGCCCUACUCGCUGCUGCCGGCUCUCCACGAUGGCUACUUCUCCGACGUCACCAUCACUGCCAAGUCUGGGAGGAAGUUUGAGGUACACAGCAUCAUCUUGGAGUCCAGUGAGCCUGACAUGGACUGGAAGUGUUUGGAGGGACUGGACGACCCCGCCCUUGAGACAGUCCUCCACUACCUGUAUGCUCGCUGCCUGCCCCCAACCCUCACGCCUGACACCGCCCGCCGCACCCUGGAGGCCACCGCGCACCUCCUCCCUGCUCUCACCGACCUCAAGGAGAAGUGCGACGUCUUUAUCCGCAACACCGCCCUCAGAAAUAGGUUGGUAUCACUGAUGGAGGAGGUGCAGGAGUGUGUGGAGGUGAUGGUACAGAUCUUCAACCCAGCGGACCCAGCGGUGACCAGCCCGACCCACCUCAUCGCUGUACUCAAGGCGGCUCUCAGACAGAUGGCCAUUGGUGUGGUGAAGGUUGUGGAGCUGAGCCAGGAGUUUGAGCGGUGUGGGUGGCAGCUGACCCAGAGCGAGCAACACGAGGCCAUGCGCUACACUCGCUCCCGCCUCCCGCCGCUGCUGGUGACGGUGGUGCGCCUCCUCGGGAACAUGCACGCCUCCCUCCUCGCCCUCAACCACCACAAGCGACAGCAGUUGGCACAGCAGCUCGUCCCGGAGAUCAGCUCGGUGCUGCAGACGGUGUGUGUGGACGUGGGCUCCCUGAGGACCAGCCUGGAGCACAUCAUCCAGGCCUCCUCCACCUCCCUCGAGUCCUCGCACUCACCCACGCACCUCCUCGCCAAGUCCCUCAGGAAUGACCUCCACCUCCGGGAGCUCCAGAAGCUGCGGAUCCUUCAGGAGAACCUCACGUCCUUCCUCAACUCCCUGGUGCAUAAGCGGGAGCAGUUUGAGGAGAUGGGCGGCGGGGCGCGGGUGCGGGGCGUGGCGCGCAUCAUCAGCCACUUCACGGAGGAGCUGAUGGUGCUGCCGCAGAGGCUGGAGGAGGUGGCGCAGGCCCUCGAGGACAUGAUGGAGUGGUCCGAGUACAAGUUUGUGUUCAAGGGCGCCACGUCAAAAGUGGGCAGCAUUGUGGAGCGCCUGGUUGAGCACCGCGGGGUGAUGGAGGCGCUGGUGCUGGAGAUGGUGGAGCGCGUGGGCCACCCUGCCUUCACCGCCUCCCUGCAGCACCUGGGACUCCUGGCGCCCUCGCAGCACCCAUCGGCGGGGGAGUCGCCCUCGCCGGUGGACCUCACGGCUCAAGCAGAGUUCAAACGUUCCUCCGAGGACCUUGGCUCGCCGGGAGACUCAGAGAUCUUCAUUGACUCCAGCUCCCGCACCGCCCCAGGAACCUCAGACCAGCCCAGCAGCAGCGGGGGUGGAGGAGGCUGUGGCCGGCAACAACAACAGCCCGCAUCCACCACCACAACCACCACCACCACCACGACUAACAACACCUCCUCCUCCUCUUCCUCCCAGCCCGACGGAGAUCCUCUGUCUGAUGACCUCCCACACUCUAAGCUCAGCCUGGUGCAGCGGGUGUGUGAGCCUCCACCCUCGCGCAGCAGCCCCCUGGCGCUCAACGUGGCUCGCCUCCUCGUCUCACCCAUGCUCAGCGACAUGACCUUCGUGGUGGUGCCGCCGGCCGAUGAUGAGGGGUCACUGUCCUCCAGCCAAGAGGACCUGAAUACCCUUGAGGGGCAGGACACCAGGGUAGGGGGAGGCACCAACAAGGACAGUGAUUGGCCGGAACACUCCACCCCGCCCCAGCCUGGCCCUCCUGCCCCACACCCCACCUCCUCCGCCUCCUCCACCACCGCCGCCACCACCACUGCUGCCUCUGCCAUGCCGAAGGUGUCUUCUACCGUCGUCCGAAAGGUGAAGAAAUCCCUGAGCCUCGACCACCGUCCAUCGGCGCGGGUGCCCAUGCCCUCCCACGCCUACAGCCUUGACUAUGAUGCCAUGAGUUGUGUUGGCGACGGUGGGCUGCCCCCGCCCUCCCCCCGGACCAGGGAGGGCAGCGGCGACAGGGGUGGCACCACCGACACCUCUGGCACCCUGUUAUGUGAUGGUAGUGUUAAGUUGGUCCGCGAGGAGGAGGCGGGGGAGGCUGGCAGGGGAUAUGUGGGUGGCGGGGCAGAGCUGGGGGGCAGGAGCAAGGCCGUGCCCCUCCUGGUGAGCUGUGAUAACACUGAGGGACGUGCAGAACUCUCCUCCAAGGUGACUCAGAGCAGGGAGGCAGCCAGUGACCUUAAGUUCCCAGCAGGACACAGGGGCACAGGGGAACCUCUCAUGGGGGGGUUGAACGAGGAGGAGGGAGGCAUGUGGCGGGAUACAGCCAGACAAUCAAAACAGGAGACUGAGGUGUGUGUCGAGGAGGGACGCAGACCAGGAGAAGCAUACCCAGCCCCCGACAGCACCACCAGGAAGGGGAGACUCACCAAGACCCAAAACAUCGUCAUAGAGGAUGGCGUGACCCCCUCCAAGCUCCCCCAGACCCCAGGCUCCCCGGUGUGCAAGGGGAAGACUGAGGGCUCGGCUUGGGAGGGGGUGGAGCUGAAGGCACACAGGGUAGUGGUGGCGGCGCGCUGCGAGUGGUUCAGGCGAGCGCUGCUUUCCGGCAUGAGGGAGGCCAUCGACAGAUGCAUUGUGGUCCACGGCUGCAGCGUCCACACCUUCCAGCUGCUGCUCCAGUUCCUCUACGCCGGCCACGUGGAGUGUUCCUCGCUGCCCCCAGACCAGCUGGUUGACCUCCUGGUGCUGGCCGACCACUAUGGGGUGGACGCCCUCAAGCUGUUGGUGGAGUCUGGUCUGGAGCAGCAUGUUGACGAUGACUCGGUGGUGCCGCUGCUCACCGUCGCCCACCACUGCAACGCUGCCCACCUCAAGGAGGUGUGUGUGCAUCACUGCGUGGUGAGUGCCGUGGUGCUGGAAGGGGAGACACUCAACCAGCUGCCCGAGGACCUUCGCCACCACCUCACCCUGGCACUGGGCAAACACCGGAAGUGGUGGACAGGAGGUAUCGGGGAGGAGGUGUUGGUUGGGGGCGAGGGGAUGGGGGGCGGGGAGGACAGCCCCCUCUCGGUGUCCUCCACAGACCCCCUAAUAGAUGACCCAGCCAGCCUCAUCCACCCCCUUCAGCAGUGUGGGAUAUGUGACGAUUCCACUGGCGAGGGUGGCGGUGGCGGCAGUGGUGGUGGCGGGGGGGGCGGGGGCAGCAGGCUGGAGGCGGUGGUACAGCAGCUGAGGGAGGUUGUGGGGGAGCAGGUUCCUCGCACCACCCUCGUCCAGAUCACCCUCGCCGCAGACUAUGACCUCAACCGGGCCCUCAACUUCUUCUUCACCUCCUCUUCCUCCUCCUCCUCCCCCUCCUCCUAGUGUGGCAGGGCAGGUCAGGGCAGGUUAGGUUGUGGGUGAGUUCCUGGUGCCUGGUGUGGUGAGGUGGGGUGAGUUUGUUGUGAGUGGUCAUCAGGUGGUAGUAGCUAUCAGUCAUCUACUAAGUCAUUAUUAUUAUUAUCACUGUACAGUCAUCCCUCAAAUAGUACAGUUUUCAAUAGUUCGGUUCCGGUUUAUGUGGAUUUUCAUAGAUUUUUUUAGGAUUUUUUAAUUUCCCGAUGGGCAGGAAAUUUAAAAAUCCUAAAAGAUCUAUGGGAAUCCGUGUAAAACCGAAACCAAACUAUUGAAAACCGUACUAUUUGAGGGACAACUGUAUUAUCUCUGAGGACGACACACAAGCUCUGCCCAAGAAGUACAUCCACGCAUAGUUAUCAUCAACAUUUCUUCAACAUUCCUCCUUCUCCAGAGCUCUUCUUGCCACAUGUUAUUAUUAUUACGCGCAUCACGCCGUCAUCGCAGGUUAUUCAGUGCCCAUCGGCUCCCACUGUGCUACUUAAUCAUUUCCUGCGGGGCAUCAGGGCAGCGUGAUGGUGGUGGCGGGGGUGAGAGGGCCGAGGGGUGUGUCUCAGUCCCUUCCCGUUCCCUCUCUUCUCAUUGUUAUCCCUGUGCGUGGUGGUGCUACGGUCCCUGGGAGGCUGCGUCAUCCCCCCCACCGCCUCUCCGCUGGCCAUGGCACUGUGUUAGCCGUCUGGAGGCCUCCCUGGCACUCUUGUCAUGUUUGCCGGUCGCCCAGAAGCCCAGGAAACGUUCACGUGAUAUUCUAUUUGGUGCCGUGCGUGUGAGGUCGGGAGGGAGUCCGAGAGUUACGUUCUGGAGCUGCCUUCUCCCUCCACUCCCUGUCCCCCUCACCGCCAGGCUCCCCGGACCCGUGAGGACAGCGGGUGGUCGUGGUGGUAUAUGCAAAAAGGGACGUGUAUACAUACUUGUUAGCCGCGCAUCUCACGCUGGCCAUCCCCGGCUCAGCGUGUGCUUGAGUCUAGUGUAGUUUUCAUACGAGAGUAUUUUUCAAUAGACAUACGCUUACAGUAGUCACACAUCUGCUCCCCUUCUGUCUGUCUUCGUCUGUUUGUGGUCCAUUGUAGUGGUUGUUGGGUAGCCAGGACGCCUCUGUCACCCUAGAUUGUGUUUUGUUACUGAUCCGUUGACUGUUUUGUCGUGCCAUUAGUCGUGUGUCCCGGCUCACCAGCCUGGAGCCGAGGGAAGGAAAGGGUCGGCCAAAGACUCAGUGGAGGCGUAGUGUUUGCACUGCCAAGCUGCCGCGGAUGUGGGGAAGAAACAAAAAGAGGCAAUCUGGGGUUUGUCGCCUGGCUCUUAGCUAUGUUGUUCUAGUGGCACUUCAUGUUUCCAACAAGUCCCCUUCAGGUAAAGCACACGGCAGGCAGACAAGACAGGAAUCUCGACCCUUUCUGAAGAGGCUGUCACUGUGGCUCUGGCAGAGGUAAAGGCUCUCUGUGCACUGUUUGACUGAGAUGAUUUGUUUUUGUUCUCACUGUUUUGUUUAACAUGAAAGUUCUCCCAAGCAGAGGCCAGGCACGCCCUGCAAGGUAUGGCAGAAAUACCUGAUCCUGGUAGUUCAGUUUGUGAUUAUUUCUCCUGCCGUGGCAAGGAAGUGGAGCCUUCGGAGGCUUGUGUAGGACAUAAGCUUCUUGACAUGAAGUUUGUGUGCUUGAAAAUUGCUUUAAUUAGUUUUAUGCACAGCCCUGUGUACAAAUGUAUGACUUGUGUAUAAUUUACAAAAACUACAUAACCUAUUUUAUCUUCAUUUUAUUUUUCAGCUUUUUCUAAAUAGCACGUUAUUUAGAAUUGCGUUGAAACGUCUUCCAUUUAUAUUGUGCUUGAUAGGUCCUGCUCAUCACUGCCGCGUAUGCAAGCCAUGGUGAGGCAGCGCAGCGCUCCUGUGGCAGUUGUGUUGCUUAGAAGCCGCCUCCUUUGUUCCUGCCCCUUUACAUGAACACAAGUACAUAGCACCGUUUAUGUAGCGCUGCAGACACUUUGCUUUCAUUAACUUUAUUGGCCUGAAGGAUUUCUGUCACUUAGCGUUGGCAGCCCAGUCACGGCUGAGGCAGUUUUGUCUUCUUAGCAUGCACGGCACGUUUUAAAUAUUUAGAAUCACUUGAUAGUAUUUGUUAGGAGUACCUCAGACUUUUUUUAAUGAGGCUUGAGCUGCUUUGUUAUGUCCUUAGUGCCACAGCCAGUACUUGAAUCCUGCAGAGAAAAAGAUUAGUGAGAGUGAGAGAAGGGAUGAUGGUAAUGUCUCAAUAUCUUCAUAAUGUGAUGACGAGGGAGGUGCAGAGACUGACUCAAAACCCUGCAGGCCAAGACAACUCCAUGGCUCAUUGCUGAAGUAUUGGCCGUCACCUCCUUGCUCAUUACAACAAAAAACUCCAUUACCUGUUCAGAAAAAUGGGUUUAUAAAGAGCAGGCGAUGGUUCAACAGACACGUACAUAGACUGCUGCAGGGCUGAACAUUGAACUGUCACAAACAAGCGAGGUUGCUGGAGGUUGUGUUAAUCUCACUCAUAAUGUGUAAGACAAGCUUGAAACAGGGCAGCUAUGGAGCACAGGUGUGGGCGUGUGAUGGUGUUUUAGUGUAGCCAGUAAUGUGAAGCCGUAGAUCUGUCCAGACUAGUUUUUUUAGACGUCUGUUUGUCGGUUGUUUUCCUUCCUGCGUAGUGUUGACAGGAAGCUCUCUUUAUUUCCAUCAUUUGAGUGUCAGAAGAUAGACUAGUUACCCAUUUUUCCGAACCGUAGGCCAAAGCAUAUCAUUCCUCCGCUCGACCAGUUGUCCGUUGAGCGUCCAGACCCUCGUGGGCCCUAUUUUUACUAGCGUUCCCAGAAGUGAUAGUCUCCUGCCUGCACUCUUCACGUCAGACGUAGUAAUCAAAGCACUUGUUGGCCCAUAUUUUUACUAGCCAGAUAAGACUUUUUUGCCUGAGAAGCUAAAGUAGUUCAUGUACAUAGAUAUAUGCUGUUUAUAUUUGUAUGUUUGUGACACUGUUGUUUUAAGGCACCACAGAGAUGUUGAAUAUAUGGGGCGGCGUACACCACAUCCCAGUGACUGGCCUCCUGUGCUGGCCAAGGCACUGACACACAGGAGCAGGAUGCAUUGGGCUCAACAGUUACUGGUGUGGCAAGAUACAGUCCAAGGGUCUCAGUGAGGUGACUCAGCCUUGGACGGGGGCCUGAAAGUGUUCCCUUCAAGGUGGUGUCACUCCUCCACGUGUCAAGUGUUUGGCCAAGUUCUCCCUUGACAGUGCCUGCAAUGGAGGUGCUCUUGUGUGUCUGCAGAGCCAGUGUGUCGGUUUACUGGGCCUGAGGUGUGGCAGCAGUGGGUGGGAGGAGGUGUGGAAGUGGUUGCCAAGAUGAAAGUUUAUCUGCAGCAAAAGUUAAGCAUAUUUGAUUGUUUCAGAAGGAAUAAAACCCAUCAAGAUGUUGGCAUGAGUGUAGCAGCAGUGUUCUGAGGAAGGAUGGAGUCGUCAUCUCUGUCCUGGAGUGUUGAGUGUUGAGGAGGCAAGAGCACCUCACACAGUGUUGUUUGCUGAUGAGUUGGCAGCUUUGGCCCAAGCCAGAUUGUUUGUGAGUGAUGUCCAAAAGAGGCCAGUCAACUCAGGUGUCUUCAGCUCACCCUUAGAAAAGUGGAGACACCCGGGUUGAUUGGCAUCAUUUGGCCAUCACUCAAGCCCAGUCCAGCUUGGACCACAGCUGCCGGGGUUUGCAGCCAAGGGAGAAAAAGGAGUCCAGACAAUUUUCACCCACUGUUGCCUCAGGUGGUUUGUUCAUCUUGGAAGCUGUUGUCAGCACACUCAAUUUUGCCAGCAUCUCCAUUUCUGUCUGUUUUCCAUGUCUUGUUAAAUGGUUUGUGAAACAGCUGUUGUUCAUGUCAUCCAUCUAUCACUUGUAUUUUUCUCUUCAUUCUUUUUGGUGUGUGUGUAUGUGUGUGUGCAUGCAUGGGUGCAUGUGAGGGUACAGGUGUGCAGGUGUGUGUGUGUGUGUGUAAAAAUACACCCAGUAUUAGUCUGCACACACUUCUCAUCAACCAGAGUCAGCCUUCCCUUCCCUUCCUUCACUUUGUAUUUGGUGACCUGAGUGCUGAGAGAGGUCACUGGACCUGACAGAGAAGGGCGUCACCUCAGCACUAACGUAUUUUUGUAUCAUUCCUUGAUUUUGUUUGAUGUUGGUAAGACGGCCAAACCUUAAUGUCUGCUGUGUUGCCGAGUCACCCGGGAUACACUAAAGUUUAGUUUCUUCUCUUCCACAAGUUUUUUAGUGUACAGCUCAUGCAGAACCAUCCUCCUUGAGUACAGCAAAGUUAAUGUGUAACUAACUGGACCAAGACCUAGUCCGCUUAAGACUUCUUACUGCAUCUGAGAACGUGAGGGACAAACGGCGGUGGCUGGCGUGUCUUUCCACAAACCAGAACACAGUGAGUGUGACUGUUAGUCACCAGCCAACAACAAAACUAAUGUUGAGUACAGUGGAUGUAUUUCAUGUAUUGCAAGGCCUGUAGAAGUGGUCAGCCAUGCACAGGUCAUGCAGCAAAGGUAAUGUGCCGCACACCACACUUGGCGAGCACAGCCACAAGUGGUGGACCUUCAGCAGUGUAACUCACCAAGCAGUGAACAUCCUUGAGCUGUAAUUGGUCUUCAUUACCUUUAGCAGAUUUGAUGACGCACCGUUUGAUUAAUGACCGGACAAAGUUUUGAAAGCCAGCUCAUUCCUGAAGGUGGAUAAAGCUUUAUUUGUGGACCAAAAGAGAAUAUCUUGGUGAAAGGAGUGACUUACUUAUGUGUUUCAGUGUGUUUAUUUUACAUGUUAAUCACGGCCAUUACGUACUUUUUUUUAGUUCUCCAUCCACUGGUCUGAGGUGUGCGACGUGCUCUUAGCACUGCUGUCCUGAGGGAUGGACGGGGUGGUGGUGUGCAGAGCUCUCAGCCCAAGUGUGAUAGUGUCAUUGUGUUGCCAAGCAGGAGCUUAAGAGGCCCUCCUGUGGGGAAGAAAAGUGGUCACCUUUUCUUAUCAGGAUGUUGCCAAACUUUCCUUCUCUCCAUGUCUGCAGUGCCCUUUGUCCUUAAAGAAGGGACACAUUAUCCUUGAAUAUCACUGUCCACUCUUCCAUCAGCCUCUUGUUCUUGUUUUCCUCUGCUAGUUGAGGUAGAUGACCGGGAGACAUUUCACUUUUACCAAGGGAUUGCCUCCGUUCAAAAGUUUCCCCUUUAUGCCGCAGCUUGAUGCCACCGAGCAGCUAAACCCUUCCCCAGAGCAUCAUAACCCGUGCACACUCUCCACUCGCGCACCGCCGCCUGUACAUACAUUCCCACCAGCUGUUAUUACAUCUGUAGCACUCAGCCUCAGCGGCAGGUAAGGCUGUCCUUCUGUCACUCAGCCACUUAUAAAUCUUCCUGUUGCUCUCAUCAUGCUGUUGUGUAUGUGUGCAUAUUGUUGUUGCUCUCGUCUCCCAUGGCACCGGUCCCCCUUGUGGCCACGGGGCAGGGCUGGUCUGUGGCCACCUCUGCCUCCUGGCCGUGUGAUAAAAGGGACCCUCAUUUUGACCUCAGCUGCGGGAGCAUGCUGCUGAGGGCCGGGCCUGAAUGAUACCCAGCACCGCGGCCCCUCACGCACUCCCUCGUAAGAUACAUACAUUCCACGUCUGUUUCCGCCACGCAAGGUGAGAGGGAAGCUGGCCCGGCCCUCUGCCCAUGAAGGCUUGCUGAACCUCACCUCACCGGUGAGGUUCAGCGAGUCUUUGGGUGGCUGGCCAGGGGAGAGACAAUCAGACAAGGUGGCGUCACAUACAUGCCAUGAGGCCAAGGGGCGCCAGGCCCAGCUUCUCCCUCCCUUCAUCCAUCGCCACAGUUUACUGGAUUUACUACAUUGCCAAAGUUUUGAAGGUGGUUUUGGCUGCACUAAAGCCUCACUCUAAUGGCCUUUGACAUGCCAGAACCAUACCUGCAACAUGGUAUAUUUUUGUAUGACAACAACACUUAGUGUACAUGGAAUGUACUGUUGACAAAGUCACACAUUCCAGCAUCCAGUCCUGUUAAACUUUUAAAGCUGAAGAAGUAAUGAUGCGUGCAAUGCAUGAGGCAAGAGCUGAGGCCUGGCCUGUGGUGGGCUGUGCUCCCAGAGUCUGGAGUGAGGCUUUUUUGCAUUGACACCUCGGCCCAUCCCGCUGCUGCCCAGGAGCCGGGCACGCCGGGGUUGCCUUGGCCCGUCUCACUGUCCCGUGUGCCGGGGCCUCACACCCCCGGCUUAGUAAUGUGUACACUGUAAUGAGUAGACCAAUACCACUCCUCUAGGUCUAUGGUUCAUGCCAAAGAGUAAGAUAAUUUGCUAAGCCUGUCUCAUGUCUCCAGCAGUGUUCUUCUGCUUGCUGAGACUGUGAUGAGUUUCUGUUGUAUUGUUACUAAUUUUUUUUACUGCUUCUCGUGUCCUCUCGGAGUCAUCUCGGUGUUGAGUGCUGCCGCUGCCGGCUCUUUUCGUAUUCGUUUUGGUUUGUUAGAUUAUUAAAAUGAAGCCCAUGAAUAAAUAUUUUAAAGGUC